CAGUGGGAGCGGCGACAGGAAGCAGCAGCGGUGGUGGAGGAGGAUCACUGUACAAUCGGGGUGGAAGACGACUAGGGCGCAACCCUCCGUGGUGGCAGCGGCCGAGGAGGGUUUGGAGUGGCGGUCAUCGAGUUCCCCCCUUUUAUUUUCCUCCGUCGUCCGAGACCCGCCGCGGCGUGGUUGUGGCUUCUUCGUUGACGAGACCCCUUUUUUCCGCUCUCCUGUUUUCCUAGGGGGGGAAGAGGCCUCUCCCCCCCUCAGCCCACAAUACACACCCCGUUUCUUCCCCGCCUGGCGUACACCCAGUGCGGUGGUUGGGUGAGUACUGGUGCGGGCGCUCGCUCGCUCUCUGUUUGGAAUAUGGUUGGGGAAAUGGAAACGAAGGAGAAGCCCAAGCCGAGCCCCGAUUACCUGAUGCAGUUGAUGAACGACAAGAAGCUCAUGAGCAGCCUCCCUAACUUCUGCGGGAUAUUCAACCACCUCGAGAGGCUGCUGGACGAAGAAAUUAGCAGAGUACGGAAAGACAUGUAUAAUGACACAUUAAAUGGUAGUACGGAGAAAAGAAGUGCAGAGUUACCUGAUGCUGUGGGACCUAUUGUACAGCUACAAGAAAAACUGUAUGUGCCUGUAAAAGAAUAUCCAGAUUUUAAUUUUGUUGGAAGAAUUCUUGGGCCUAGAGGGCUAACAGCUAAACAACUUGAGGCUGAAACAGGAUGUAAGAUAAUGGUCCGAGGCAAAGGGUCCAUGAGAGACAAGAAAAAGGAAGAACAAAACAGAGGCAAGCCCAAUUGGGAACAUCUGAAUGAAGAUUUGCAUGUAUUAAUCACUGUGGAAGAUGCUCAAAAUAGAGCAGAAAUUAAAUUGAAGAGGGCUGUGGAAGAAGUAAAAAAAUUACUGGUACCUGCAGCAGAGGGAGAAGAUAGCCUUAAAAAGAUGCAGUUAAUGGAACUUGCAAUUCUGAAUGGUACCUACCGAGACGCCAAUAUCAAAUCACCAGCCCUUGCCUUUUCUCUUGCAGCAACAGCCCAGGCUCCAAGGAUUAUAACAGGGCCCGCGCCUGUUCUCCCACCAGCUGCCCUGCGUACCCCUACGCCAGCUGGCCCUACCUUAAUGCCUUUGAUCAGACAAAUACAGACCGCUGUCAUGCCAAAUGGAACUCCUCACCCAACUGCUGCAUUAGUUCCCCAAGGACCUGAAGCUGGUUUAAUUUACACACCUUAUGAAUAUCCCUACACACUGGCACCUGCUACAUCAAUUCUUGAGUAUCCUAUUGAACCCAGUGGGGUAUUAGGUGCGGUGGCUACUAAAGUUCGAAGGCACGAUAUGCGUGUCCAUCCUUACCAAAGGAUUGUGACCGCAGACAGAGCCGCCACCGGCAACUAACCUAUGACCUUCUGACCUCUGAACUCUUCACCCAAUGAUGACCUGACCAUGCCUGCCUGCUGAUCAGUUAACUGGUAAUCGCCUUUGCUUGUCUGUCUUCAGUGCAGCGAGCUGAGGCAUUUGUCCGUUCGUCUUACCAUCUAACAAAAAGACAAAGAAUUUGUUGUCCUCCAACUCAGCUUUUUUUCCCUGUUUGGGUGAAAGUGGUUCUAGAACCUGCACUGAAUAGUAGUAAAGCAAUAAGGUCCAAUUCAUCCUUCCGCACUGAUCAUCUUUUAGUGUCCCACCCUAAAAAUGGUAAGAAGGGCCUCAUUUAAGAGAUGGAAGCAGAUGUCCCUUAACUCCCUGAUGUCAGAGGCAGUUACUGUGACACUUCUAGGAAUCUUUCUCUUCUCAUAAAGAAGUCAAAGCUCUCUUUGAAUGUACUGUGUGAUGAUGCAUCAUGCAUGAACCUUUGGUCAGUGAUCUCAUUGGUGAAGGGAUUCCUAAAAGUAUUCAAAAUUUGACAUGCAGUGUAAUCACUACCAAUGCCCUCAAAGGGCAGAAGAUGCAGCCUUUUUUAUAUUACCUGCCAAAUUGGGUGUUUUUAAGAAAAAAAAAGUGCCAUGAAAAAUAGGUUACUGAAUUUUUGAACCACAUCAAUGCAUUAAAAGACAGCAACCCUAUCGAAGCUAAUGCUGAGAUACAGUUCUUUUACUAUACAUUAACUUCCUUUUAAAAAUUACAUGAGUACAAGGUACAUGCAUUAUGUGUCACAUAACUGGGCAAACUGUUCAAAUAUUUUUUUAAGCCUCCCUGUAUAGAGUAAAUUCAUAAGGAUAUAAAAGCCAUGCUUGCCUAUUUGCUGUAUACAUGUAAUGAAAUUGUAGAUAAAGUGUAGUGCAUUGAAACAAAUUGAAAAAAAAGUAGAUACUUUUACUAUACAAGGGUGCUGGUGCAGAAGAAAUAUAUAUUUUUGGAAAUGUAGCAUUUUAUACUUUCAAGUGUUAUAAAAAAGAAAAAAGAACAAAGAAACCCUUUAUUUCAUUAAAUGGUUUUUUCUGGUGGUUGUCGAGAAACAAAAGACCAAAAGAGCCUUUUUGUCUUUCUUUUUUUAUUUUUUAAGUAUUGGAAUAAGUAUAAAGAAAAGAAAGUGCCUUAUUUUCUUCAUGGUCAUUUAGUCAGGUGUGUUGUAUAAUCAGCUCCUCCCUAAGACAGCAAGUUAAUGCAUGCCACUCAGUCCGCCCAGUACAUGAAAAGAAGCUGUGAGGAAAGACAAAUGAGUUGACUAUUAAAAUUACCUGGUUUUUGCCACAGCAUGAUGCAACCUUGCCAGAUCCCAAACUGUGAAAUAGAAUUGUUCCACCAACAGCCAACUGCAAUAUUUUUGUAACAUGUUCCCCUCUUCAAUUGUAGACAAUAUAUUUUUAUAAUACUUGCUCAGCCUUAAACCAAAGGGUUCUACGAUACAGUUUCAUUCAAAAUCAAAUUAUAAGAUUACAAUAGUAAUAGAGUAGCAAGUGUUUGGGUUUUUUAUUAUUAUUAUUUAGAGAUUAGUUAUCUUUUUUUCUGAUUGAACUAGAUGCAGGAAACUACAAGAGAACUUAAACUUUCGUCCAUGACUAAACCAAACAUUAAGAUUGAGCAUGUUAUAAGUUCUGGAUGUUUUAGCUACAAUGCCAAGUGCGUAUGGAUUUACAUAAUUUUUCAUGAAACUUCUACUUGAGGAAUGUUAACUACUGGUUGCACUUUCCAUUAAAGGAGGAUAUACUAUCUUGGAAAAUCCAGCUGUGGUUCAGUUUGAAUUUUUAAAAGACGUUUGUGUGGCUGAAUUAGUAUUAAUUAACACUAGUGUUCAAAAACACUUUACGCACAAAAGUGGAGUGUAAAAUUAAUGAGCCAGUAUCAACAUGGUCACGGCUUUGAAGCAAAUUGGCAAAGACCAGGUGAUACCUUGCCCUUUACAUUGUGUCAGCUUAUUCUCCUAAAACCUUCACAGUUUCCAAAUCAAAGGUCAAUAGUAAGUUAGAUAAGAGGGCUUAUUUUUAAGCAUCUGCAUGGUGACUUUAUCAACAUUGUGUCUCACCUGGAAACAAGUAUCAGUUUAUUUACUAUGCAAUAAACAUUCAUCUUUUUGUAUGCAGCUAGCUUUCCUUUUCUGCCACUGGCUUUGUCUUCCUGUUACAUAACAUUUUUGUUAUUUUUUAUUUGGUUUUACUUUUGGUAUAUGCUGUGCCAUUUUGAUUUUUGUUUGGUUGAAUAAACUUGCGACACUCAAACA
Protobothrops mucrosquamatus (brown spotted pit viper) is the source of this 3643-nucleotide messenger RNA. It is a transcript of the gene QKI, whose product is annotated as QKI, KH domain containing RNA binding. The transcript has 8 exons. The record is from RefSeq and is a predicted model, not a curated record. Gene Ontology annotation, molecular function: mRNA binding. Bases 361 to 1383 code for a protein of 340 amino acids. Gene Ontology annotation, biological process: regulation of mRNA splicing, via spliceosome. NCBI's taxonomy places the organism in Eukaryota, Metazoa, Chordata, Lepidosauria, Squamata, Viperidae. Gene Ontology annotation, cellular component: nucleus.